UGACGCAUUUCGGUUGCGUUGUUUUCCCUCCAUGCCAGUUUAUUUGCUCCAUGUUCUUUAAAAAUGUUCCACUGGAAAGCUGAGCGCUCUUAAAACAACACGAGAGGAACUCCCGAGCGCCUAGAGAAGCAAGUUUGUGAUUUUUGAAACGGAAAAGCACUUCCGACUUAUGCAGUGUCCAUAGCAGCGCAAGAUGUUCAACAAGUCAUUCAGUACUCCCUUCGGGGCAGCAACGGGAGGAUUUGGGGCUUCAUCUACAUUUGGACAACAGAAUGCAGGGUUUGGAGCGACAGGUGGUUUUGGUGCUUCUGCUUUUGGAACUGCAAACAACAGCGGUGGUCUCUUUGGGGCAACACAGAACAAACCUGGUGGGCUGUUUGGCUCCAGCACGUUCAGUCAACCUGUCACUUCGUCUACCAGCAGCGCAUUUGGGUUUGGUGCAACAAGCGGGACCUCCAACAGCCUCUUUGGAAACACUAAUACAGGAGGUGGAGGUCUUUUCUCUCAGCAAGGCAAUGCAUUUGGUGCCAACAAACCCGCCUCUUUUGGCACUUUUGGCACUAGUACUAGCAGUGGAGGACUGUUUGGGACGACCAACACCACGUCCAAUCCAUUUGGAGGAACCCCUUCUCUCUUUGGAGCUACGGGCUUUACUGCGACCCAGCCUGGCACCACCAUAAAAUUUAAUCCACCAACCGGAAGUGAUACAAUGGUAAAGAGCGGUGUGACGACCAGCAUCAACACCAAGCACCAGUGUAUCACAGCAAUGAAGGAGUAUGAAAACAAAUCUCUAGAGGAGCUAAGGUUAGAGGAUUACCAGGCAGGGAGGAAGGGACCCUCCAACGCAGGUGGCCUGUUCGGGGCUGCAGCCACAGCACCUCCCAGCACUGCUACGGGCCUCUUCGGGUCCUCGGGUACUGGGUUCAGCUUCAACCAGGCAAAGCCCUCCUUCAGCUCUGCUACAAGUGGCUUUGGGACGACCCCCGGUUUAUUUGGCCAGACACAGCAGACCAAUAGUCUCUUCAAGCCCUUUGGUCAGGCCACUACUACCCAAAAUACAGGCUUCUCAUUCAGUGGCACCAACACCAUGGGCCAGGCCAACACCAGUAGCAUAGGGCUGUUUGGCAACACGGCUGCAUCACAGCCCGGGGGUUUGUUUGGAAACACAGCCAACACCAGCACGGCCGCAGGCUUCGGCACGGGCACUGGGCUCUUUGGACAGCCCAACGCCGGCUUUGGGAAUGUGGGUACACAGAAUCUGUUUGGUAACAAGCCAGCAGGUUUUGGCACCACCACCACGAGCGCUCCCUCCUUUGGCACAGGCACCGGUCUGUUUGGGAACAAACCUACGCUUACUUUGGGGACGAACACAAACACCUCCACCUUUGGUGCGUUUGGAGCUAAUCCUCCUGGAUGCAGUCUGUUUGGAAACAAACCUGCCACUGGUACACUAGGAACAGGACUCAGUGCAGGUUUUGGAGCAGGUGUAGGUACAGGGCCAACGCCUCUGUUUGGAAACAACCAGAACAAAAUAGGCUCCACACUGGGCACAGUUGGGUCAUUUGGGGCUAAUAGCUUUAACACAGGUGCUAGCACGUUGAACUUUGGGGCACCGCAGCAACCUGUCGCCCUGACGGAUCCCAACGCUGCAGCCCAGCAAGCAGUGCUACAGCAGCAGCUCAAUGCACUCAGCUAUUCCCCUUUUGGAGAUUCGCCCCUGUUUAGAAACCCGCUCUCGGACCCCAAGAAGAAAGAGGAGCGCUUGAAGCCAACAAAUCCAGCUGCCCAGAAAGCCCUGAUGACCCCUACUCACUACAGGCUCACCCCUCGUCCUGCAACCCGCGUACGCCCCAAGGCCCUCACCUCCUCAGGUUCUGGUAAAUCUCAGCUUUUUGAUGGGCUCGACGAUGACGAACAGUCUCUCACCAACGGAGCUUUCAUGCCAAGGAGGAGCAUAAAGAAGCUGGUGUUGAAAAACCUGAAUGGUAGCAGUCUGUACAGCAACUCCGUGAACAGCGAGGCUGAUGACUUGAACUCGCCGUCCGAGUACCCACAGAACGGCCUCAGUCUUAGAGCAGAUGACCGAGAAACGCAUGACAUAGAGGUUGAAGGAGGAGCAGAGGAUGACAUGCAAGUCUCCAAGUUCUACAACAACCCCAUCGCCAAGCCCAUUCCACACACCCAGCCCAGUCCGUCGCUACACGACACCAUUAGCGAGCUGAAUAUGAGGAGAGCUGUUAGUGCUCGCAAUGGCCUGGAUCUCAGCAGUGAGGAGAUCUCUCUGGGAGACGACAGUAUCCAGGAAGAGAGAGAUGAUGAGCUGGACACACAGAGACCUCCUCACCCAGCUGGUAUUGUUCUCACUCGGGCGGGAUACUACACCAUUCCCUCUAUGGAGGAGCUGGGGAAGAUGCUGAAUGAAAACGGGGAGUGUAUUGUCGAAAACUUUACAAUAGGAAGGAAAGGCUACGGGUCAGUUUUCUUCCCUGGUGAAGUGAAUUUAACAAACCUGAACCUUGACGAGGUUGUGCACUUCAGGCGAAAGGAGGUAAUCGUCUACCCUGAUGACAAAGAUAAGCCACCUGUAGGAGAGGCCCUUAACAGACGAGCAGAAGUGACUCUUGAUGGUGUUUGGCCCAAUGACAAAACCACCUGCACUCAGAUCAAAAGCCCUCAGCGUCUGAGUGAGAUGAACUACGAGGGACGUCUGGAGAACGCCUCACGCCGACAAGGCGCCCGCUUCCUGGAGUAUAGACCCGAGACCGGAUCCUGGGUGUUUGAGGUGGCACACUUUUCCAAGUACGGCUUGCAAGACUCCGAUGAGGAGGAAGAAGUUCCCCCGGCUAAAACGGAGACCAAGAAGUUGAAGACGGCCAUCCCGGCAGGACUGCAACAAAUCCCACCGUCCCAGCAGCAUCAGCAGAUGGCGCCACAAGCUCAGAGUACAGCAGUACUGGAGCUUCUGAGCCGCGUGUCGGAGCUGGACAGUGACAUGGUGGAUAUUACCCAGGAGCCUCCAGCGGAGGGAGUGUUAAGUGAGGAGGAUGACAGCGUGAUGGAGGAUGAUACCAGAAUGGCCCUAAGAGCAGUGACCCCUGCUGAACCAGAGCCCAUCUCUGCCUCCAGUCAGAUCGCCUCCUCAUUAGGAAUCAAUCCACAUACUCUUCAGAUUAUGAAGGCUUCCUUGUUUGCGGGUGAUGAUGACUGCGACCUCUUUAGCGAGCACCUCCCUUCAAAACUUUUGGAGGAGGUGGCGUCUCCCCGGCUUUUGCUCGGCAAAGCACAGGCCAGGCUAUCAGUGGGAGGACUUCUGCAGAGCAAGUUCACUUCGGGUGGAGGGAUGUUUUCACAGCUGCCAGAGAUUCCUUUUGGGGCGAUCUCCCAGAAGCUGAGUAAACCAGCAGCCACGGAAAGCCCAUGGCCCUCACUGAGCACCUCCAUUAUUUUACCUCCUCCAGCCCCCGAGGUCACACUGAGGACUGUAGGAGCACGCAGACUGGGGGGUCCUGUGCCGCUCGAUAACUCGGUCACUCGGGGGAAAGGUCGCCUGCUAAUGGACGCUGCGCUGUAUAUGGGUCGCUCGUUCAGGGUGGGAUGGGGACCUAACUGGACAUUAGUGCAUUGUGGGAAUCCACUUAGCACAUCUUCGGAGUCAAAGGAUCAGAACAAAGAGGACAUGAGUUUCAGUUUCUUGCCCAGACCUGUCAAGACCCGGCAGAUCACUGAUGGCCCUUUUAAAGUACACAUAGAGCAAGUGGUGGGCUUGGAGCACAAGGAGACUGCAGCGAGUCUGGCCGUGUAUCACCAGCCCCUUGAGAUCGGGCUCAAGCACAGCACGAUUAGCACUGAUGAUACCUGCCCCUUCAUUCAGCCAGAGAAAGGAGUGAACGCUCUGCACGAUUAUGCCAAGUGGAUUGUAGAGGUUCUGAAGGAGGCAGGAGCUGGAGAUGUUGUACUCGCUCAUUGGCAGCAAGUGUGGACUCUGUGUGAGGCUCUGUGGGGACGGCUUGGAGAUCAGGACUUGGAACCUGUGGUUGGCAGAGGUUAUCGAGAGCAACAUGCGAGAAGGCGCACUUUCUCCCGCUGGCUAUCUGAGAGCGCCGCACAACACGUCCAGGACGAAGUGUGCCAAAGUCAGACACAGCGCCACGUCAGUGCCAUCUUCAGCUACCUGACUGGCCACUGCAUUAGUGAGGCUUGCAAACUGGCCCAGAAAAAUGGAGAUCAUCGCUUGUCCCUGCUGCUGUCCCAGUCUGUGGGUUCCCAGUUCAGCAGAGAUCUUCUGGCUCUCCAGUUAGCAGACUGGAACAAAAUGCAGACAGACUCAUUCAUCCAAGAGGAGAGACUGCGUAUUUUCACCUUACUCGCAGGCAAACCUGUUUGGGAAACUACGGACUGCUGUAUAAAUGUGUGCUCCGAACUGGACUGGAAGCGUUGUUUGGCAGUGCAUUUGUGGUACAUGCUGCCUCCCACAGCCUCUGUAGCAGAUGCUCUCGCCAAAUAUGAAGUUGCCUUUCAGGGUUCGGAAGAGGUAAUGAAAUAUGCCUGCGCUCCUCUUCCUCCCUAUAUGGCUGAUGUGGAUUCGGAAGCUUUGGACGAGAUGGAGGAUUCAGAAUCUAACAAAUCCCUCCACGACAUCUGUUUCCAUCUACUCAAACUUUACAGUGACAAGCACUACAGUUUGGAGCAGCUGCUGGACCCCAUUACAGUGACGGCCGAGCAGCUAGACUACAGGUUGAGUUGGCACCUGUGGAACGUGCUGCAGGCAUUGAAUUACACCCACCUUUCAGUUUCCCGUCAGUCUCUCCUACAUUCUAGCUACGCUGCCCAGCUGGAGAGCGCAGGACUCUGGGAGAUGGCAGUUUUUGUUCUGCUGCACAUCCCUAACUCGUUCCUUCGAGAGCGUGCUGUGCGGGAGAUCCUGAACCAGCACUGCACCCUUGAGGACACUGAAGAGUCUGCAGAGAAGGAACGCUUUCUUACUGACAAGCUGUUCAUCCCCACGCAAUGGAUUCAUGAAGCCAAGGCCACUCGGGCACGCAGAGACGGAGACAAGCAUAAUGAAGCACUGCACCUCUACAGGGCUGAACACUGGAACCCCUGCCACCGGCUUGUCAUCCGGAAUUUGGCUUCAGACUGCAUCAUUAAUGAUAAUCAUGAGUAUCUGAAGGAGUUUCUGGAAGGCUUGGCAGUGCCUGAGCGCAGCGUGCAGGUACAGGACUGGGACACAUCAGGGCGUGUCUAUCUGGACUACAUCCACGUUAUUCAGACCCUAAAGGUCAUCCAGCAGAUGGAAAGCCCAGGAUACGAGCUGGAGCGGCUGCACACCAACGUGACGUCCCUCUGCAGCAGGAUUGACCUCCUUCCCUGUUUCAAAGCCAAAGAUCGUCUGGCUCAGUCAGAAAUGGCCAAACGUCUGGCCAACAUCCUCCGUGCAGUGCUAAGCCUUCAGCAGGGUGGAGAGGGCACCCCGGACCCUCGCUACAUCCCUCUUUGCCAUCUUGCACCCCACAUCGGACGCUUACCCAUGCCCGAGGACUAUGCUCUGGAAGAACUCCGCAGCCUUACCCAGUCUUACCUACGCGAAUAUAUUGGUUGUCACUGAGAAUUGGGACAAUUUACAGAACUGUCAAUCUUUGAGAACUUAAGUUUAACCUCUUGUCCAAAACAUAGUCUUUCAACACAUUAUCAUGUUUGUUCAUCUGUCAUUUGUGUCUGAAUUGUAUGCUUUGAUGUGAAUGAGUGUAUUUUACUGAUUAUUGCAUCUUGAGAACUCUUACAUGCAUGUAAGUGUUACUUUUCUUUCUCUUCAUGGAGUGCUUGCUAAAUGUCUUUGGCUGGCAUUCAGUUAAGAGAGAGUUGCAGUGACGGUCAUCAGCUUUUCUAUAUCAUUUGCUAUUAAGCACCAUCCAUGUUUAGUUUAUAUUUUUAGUGUUUUUUUUGAUGCUGCAAUAACUGGUCUGGCAGUAGACAAACUGUAGAGUUAAGUAUUUACUUUUUGCGCUUUAUAGUUAAGUAGUUUUGAACAUAUGACUUGAGCAAAUCAAAAACUCUUGGUGGUUGUGAUUUUUGAAAAAAUAAAUGCUGGUCUUUUUAAGGUGAUUAUAGAUUGGAGAUAAAGGGGUAAUCUCAUCAACUGUUUUAUCAUCACUUGGCAUCAAGUGAUGUUGAACAUAAAUCUGUAAAAUGGCCGUAAAUAUCUUUAUUUUUGUAAGAUUUUGUACAUAUGCCAAACAGCAAAACUGCAUUGUUAAAAUUUUCAACAAACGUAAUAUAAAUGAAUGGAUAGAGCUGCAAAGUGGAUGAAUGUGAGGAUGUAUUUAACAGUUGUGGGGUCAGAUUCCUUCCUGCUGCCAUGUGUUCCUCAGAGAUGUUUGUUCAGCAUAUAAGUCUGCCUGUAUAUUUUAAGUAUAUAAUAACUCUGUCCAGCUUAUAAUGCUGAUUACCCACCAGUUUUGUUUUAACUCUGUGUAGUUUAGUGUGGACUGUCUGACUGGUGUUUAUCUGCGGCUCUGUUCAUUUAAUCUGUGGAUGUUUGAAUCUUUUUUUUUUUUUUUUUUUUUUGGACUAAGCAUGUUUGUGCAGGUUAAUUUUCUAAAAUAAAAAGGCAAAUAAAAUUGAA
Clarias gariepinus (North African catfish) is the source of this 6622-nucleotide messenger RNA. Its product is annotated as nuclear pore complex protein Nup98-Nup96-like. Bases 194 to 5605 code for a protein of 1803 amino acids. The record is from RefSeq and is a predicted model, not a curated record. The transcript has 33 exons. Gene Ontology annotation, cellular component: nuclear pore cytoplasmic filaments; nuclear pore. Gene Ontology annotation, molecular function: structural constituent of nuclear pore. Gene Ontology annotation, biological process: protein import into nucleus; RNA export from nucleus; post-transcriptional tethering of RNA polymerase II gene DNA at nuclear periphery. Lineage: Eukaryota; Metazoa; Chordata; Actinopteri; Siluriformes; Clariidae.